Ctenopharyngodon idella (grass carp) is the source of this 1497-nucleotide messenger RNA. It is a transcript of the gene tmem38a, whose product is annotated as transmembrane protein 38A. The record is from RefSeq and is a predicted model, not a curated record. Gene Ontology annotation, cellular component: membrane. Gene Ontology annotation, molecular function: potassium channel activity; identical protein binding. Gene Ontology annotation, biological process: potassium ion transmembrane transport. Bases 140 to 1027 code for a protein of 295 amino acids. The transcript has 6 exons. Lineage: Eukaryota; Metazoa; Chordata; Actinopteri; Cypriniformes; Xenocyprididae.
CGUGUGUGUUGAUUUCACCUCAAUAGUGCGCCUGAGCUUGUGCUGUGUAUUAAUAGGCAUCUGCAUGUGAGUGGAGCCUUUCACUCGUGCAUACGGCGAGUCUCUUGAAGAUCUGUUCAUGUGGUAGGGUCAGAACAUCAUGGACGUGCUAGAUGUCCUUAAUCUGGGCGAAUUUGCCCAGUAUUUCUCGAAAAUGGCGAUGUUUCCAGUUUUUGAUCUCGCUUAUUAUAUCGUGUCAAUACUCUACCUCAAAUACGAACCAGGUGCUGUGGAAGUGUCCCGUAGAAGCCCAGUGGCCUCAUGGCUCUGUGCGAUGCUCUACUGCUUUGGGAGCUACAUACUAGCAGAUAUCAUGCUUGGUGUGUCUCCCAUCGACUAUUUCCACAACAACAGUCACAUCCUCCUGGCCUCAGCUGUGUGGUAUUUGAUUUUCUUCUGCCCUCUUAACCUGUUUUACAAAUGUGUGGCAUUUCUGCCUGUGAAACUCGUGCUAGUGGCCUUGAAAGAAGUGGUCCGGACCCGUAAGAUCGCUGCUGGAGUCCAUCAUGCUCAUCAUGCGUAUCACCAUGGCUGGCUGAUCAUGGUCAUUACUGGUUAUGUCAAGGGGUCUGGGGUCGCUCUAAUGUCCAAUUUCGAGCAGCUGUUGCGAGGAGUCUGGAAGCCAGAGACCAAUGAAGUUCUCAACAUGUCAUUCCCUACCAAGGCCAGUCUGUAUGGAGCCAUUCUGUUCACACUUCAGGAGGCUCACUUGCUCCCUGUGUCAAAGAGCACGCUCAUCUGUCUCUUCACACUCUUCAUGGCCACAUCCAAGGUGUUUAUGACGGCCCAACACUCUCACGGAUCGCCGUUUGCCCUCAUUGAGUCCUGGGUGUGCCACUUGCUAUUCGGCUCCCCCCUUGGUAUUGAAGAUGCCCAUGAUCACCAUCACUCCGCACCAGCCGCUGCUGCUGCUCCGCUGUCUCCCGCCAAAACCAAGGAGGAACUGAGUGAAGGAACCCGCAAGAGGAAGUCGAAGAAAGCCGAGUAGAGUUACAACACAAAAUCAUCAACCCAACCUGUGAUAUGACAGAGCUGCCCGGCUCUGCUUGAGAAAGGAGGGAAUAUGAUGUUAAACCAAUGCAAGUUUCUCUUUCAAUGGUGCUUUUAAUGACAGACAUGCCACAUAGGGACUCUGUAAAUAGCUUCCCCCUCUUUGCCAACAUCCUUGUCUUUAUUUAUUUUUCGUAAUGUUUUCCAUCAUUGAAGUCCCAUUUACACUAUGCAUCUGAUGAUGUGCAGUAUGUCAAGAACAGAUGAAUGAAUGAAAGGCAGUGAGAUGAGUUGUUUGAGUUCAGACUUCACUGAAGGGUCUGUCCAAAUAACUUGAUGAGACUCGUAGUCCACCGUUGGUUGACCCCAUUUCCACAGCACACUGCUGCUUUUUACAUCUAGUGGCACUGAAAAAAAUAUAUUUUAUCAAGAAAUAAAUUAAAAUAAAUUGUUUUUCAGCCAAAAGCA